This is a messenger RNA of Micropterus dolomieu (smallmouth bass), 5100 nucleotides long. It is a transcript of the gene man1b1b, whose product is annotated as mannosidase, alpha, class 1B, member 1b. The transcript is spliced from 10 exons. The record is from RefSeq and is a predicted model, not a curated record. Gene Ontology annotation, molecular function: mannosyl-oligosaccharide 1,2-alpha-mannosidase activity; calcium ion binding. NCBI's taxonomy places the organism in Eukaryota, Metazoa, Chordata, Actinopteri, Centrarchiformes, Centrarchidae. The annotation marks the transcript as partial. Gene Ontology annotation, biological process: N-glycan processing; carbohydrate metabolic process. Gene Ontology annotation, cellular component: membrane; endoplasmic reticulum.
UGAAAAUUUUAAUAGUAAAAAAGUUAAUAGUUUGUCGCCAUUUGCCCAGAGGAAAUUAUCCAAUAAGAGAGGACCACCUGUCCUUCAGAAUCGUCUUCAGAAGAAUGGAAACGUAUCAGAUACAGUGGUUGAAGAAAAGGCAGCGGGCAGCAAGAAAGAAGGGCCGGAGGGGGCCAUCAUCAGCUGGCGUGGGGCAGUGAUUGACACUGACCAGGCCACACAAGGCUCCAAGGAUGGGGAAAGUAAGGAGGUUUCACCUGCUGACCAAAAGGCCAAAACAUCAAAAGAGUCAGAAACUAGCAGGCCAGAGGCAGUGCGUGAAGCUUUCAGACAUGCAUGGAAGGGUUAUAAAGACUUUGCUUGGGGCCACGAUGAGCUCAGGCCACUGUCUAAGUCCUACAGCGAGUGGUUUGGCCUGGGUUUGACGCUUAUUGAUGCCCUGGAUACCAUGUGGAUCCUGCAGCUUAAAGAAGAGUUUGAAGAAGCAAAGGCGUGGGUGGCCACAGAGCUCACAUUCAACAAGAAUGUAGAUGUCAACCUGUUUGAAAGCACCAUCCGCAUCCUGGGAGGCCUGCUGAGUACCUAUCACCUGACCGGCGACAUCCUGUUCCUAGACAAAGCUAAAGACAUAGGCUCCAGGCUGAUGCCAGCCUUCAACACCCCGUCCAAGAUCCCCUACUCUGAUGUGAAUAUCGGGAAAGGCACGGCCCACCCCCCUCGCUGGACUUCGGACAGCACUGUGGCCGAGGUUACAAGCAUCCAGCUGGAGUUUAGAGAGCUCAGCCGCCUCACCCAGGAACCACAGUACCAGGCUGCUGUGGCUGAGGUUAUGGAACAGGUCCACAAGCUGGACGGCAAGCUGGACGGUCUAGUGCCAAUGUUCAUCAACACAAACAAUGGACAGUUCACGCAUCAAGGCAUCUACACAUUGGGAGCCAGAGCAGACAGCUACUAUGAAUACCUGCUGAAACAGUGGAUACAGGGAGGCAAGAAGGAGAACCAGCUCUUGGAGGACUAUCUGCAGGCAAUUGAGGGUGUAAAGAAGAACCUGUUGCAGAAGUCUUCACCUAAUGGCCUCACCUUUGUUGGAGAGCUCUCCCAUGGACAGUUCAGCCCUAAAAUGGACCAUCUAGUGUGUUUCCUGCCAGGCACUCUGGCACUUGGUGCCUACAACGGUCUGCCUACCGAUCACAUGGAUCUGGCCAAACAGAUGAUGGAGACCUGUUACCAGAUGUAUGUCAAGAUGGAGACGGGCCUCAGUCCAGAGAUCGUCCACUUCAACAUGCAUCAGGGCAGCACCCGAGACAUCGACGUGAAGCUUGCGGACAGACACAACCUCCUGCGACCAGAGACAGUUGAGAGUCUCUUCUACCUGUACAGGUUCACCAAGGAUCACAAGUACCAGGACUGGGGCUGGGAGAUUCUCCAAAACUUUAACAAGUACACCAAGGUUUCCUCUGGUGGUUACACCUCCAUCAAUAAUGUGCGAGACCCAGACUACCCAAGUCCCCGAGACAAGAUGGAGAGCUUCUUCCUGGGAGAAACCCUGAAAUAUCUGUACCUGCUAUUCUCAGAUGACCCCAACCUCAUUAGCCUCGACCAGUAUGUAUUCAACACUGAGGCUCACCCCCUGCCUAUAUGGCCUUCCACUGUGUGAGACACGCGCACACACACAAAUUCCAGUGGUAGAUAAAACUGUGUAUAAACAAGACAAAUAUCUCAGGGUUGGUUUAAUACCAAGAGAAUUCCUUCGUCUUCAGUUUCAGUAACUGAAUAUUGUUAUAAAACAACAACCUUGACGGAAAAAAAGCCUACUUUUCACUGACUGAAUCAACUGUUUGCUAUGAGCUAAUGACAGGAGCCUGGUUCAGUUCGUGGUUUGUUUAUUUAUUUGCCUGGUGGAUUUCAUUGCGUGGUUUCGUAGUGAGUUUAUACUGGAAGCAGAGGAAGGUUUCUGUCCUGACUGCCCAUCAGCAGUAAAGAAAAACCUGAUUGUGACUGAACUGAAGAUUUCUCAGUCUCAUGUUCCCGGGAUGAGGAGGAGUGUCGGGUUGGACUGAUAGGUGUUUGAAAGCUUAUACUGAUAUUUUCAGUUGAAGGUUUUGAGCUUUUAUUUUGUUUGCAGUUGUAUUCUUAUUAAAGUGUAAAUGCUUCUGAAACUGCAUCUAAACGUUUAUGAAACAAAGCCAAUAUCUGCCCCUGUGGUCUGACCCCAGAGCUGGGAAUGACAGCAGGCUGGCUGCCUUCGUAGCACAUCGUUCCCUGACAGCAGCCACCAGCUGUCUGAACUAAAACCAACCCCUGCCUGCUGCAUCUACAGCCUGACCGCUCCGCUGACAUGUCUGUACAUAGGUGUGACUUUUGCAGGGAUACGAGAAAAAGCUAAUUACUCAUCACACUGUGUGUAAUAUAGUCAACAAGGGCUCUGGCUCUGAAUCCUCAAAUGUCCUCUUUCUUAUGCUGUCCAUGUGUUUGCUGUCUGAUGCUGUGUUCAUGUCAUAUAGGAAAUAUGACUUUACAAUGAAAUAUCUCUGUUUAGCAGUGCUGGGAGCAGCAUUCAGAUCCUUUACUUAAGUAAAAGUACAGAAAUAUUUCUGCCAAAUAUAUUAAAAGUGAAAGUACUCAUGGCUCCAUAUGAAGGACCGAAUUAUUGUCUUCAACCUGGAAACCCAAAAGCUGUAUAUAAGGGGGCAAUUAUUAGCUUCAGUGUGCAGGGAAGACAUGGCAAAUGAAUUGGUGAAUUCUUGAGGCACAAUUUAAAUUUUCAUUUUCACCAGUUAUCUAAGAUGUCUUAGUAAAUACUUUAAUAAAUCCAUUAAUUACAAUGUAUGAACCCUUUUUUAAUAUCCCUAAUAAGACAUACUUUAGUGGUACCCAACAUUUUAAUAUUGCAUCCAGUGGAGCUGACCUACUUUCAAAUGCUGUGCAGUUUUUGUAACAACGCAUUAUAUUUUAUAAGUUUUAUAGUAUGUUUGUCUUGCAUGUAAAAUCUUAAUCUGAAAAGUAAGCAGUAACUCCAGAGGAGAGAGAAAUGUACAACAUUUUCCCCUGAAUUAAACUGUAGAGGUAGCCUGGCAUUAGACUGGAACCUCUCAGUUCAUUUAAAAUUUCCAAGGGGCGUUAUCGAUGGGCACAGACCAAAAUACCUCUGGAUGCAAUUCAAUAGACCUACAACCAAUCAGUAACAAAUGUGGUCAAAUUAUGGUAAACGGUACACUAAAAUGUUUCUGAAAACAUUUGAGGCAGGAAAAUAGGCAAUGCAGUAACAGAAUCUUUAUUCAUAUGCCAGUUUGUGUUGGAUACCGGUCCAGCCCUACAACCAAUCAGAGCAGAGAAACGUGACUUUUCUUUAAUCUUUUUCUAGCAUUGCUUUAAUUCAAAACUUGAAAAUGCAUAAUAAUAAAUCUUUAUUUAAUCAUGGUCUAUCAGGUAUUCGCCACAAACACAGCAAUCAUAUAGUACUAUUUUUGACAGUAAAAAAAGUGUAUUUUUAAACUAUUAUGUCAUGUUAUCUUGGUGAAUUCUCAUAACUACACAUAAAAAAUGAUACAGAACAUCCGUUAUGAAAAGAAUAUCGGCCAAUGUUUCAGAUUUUAAAACCCUCAAGUAUCAAAAUCGUUAUCAAUCUUAAAAAUCCCCCUUCGGUCGGGCCAUAGUUGCUAUUCAAUUAAACUCAGUUUAUUCCCACUGACAUGAACGCAGCAUCAGAUGAUCAUGGUUUGAUGAUUCCAGAUGUAGUUAUGAACUGUGAAGCUUUUGUUUUGAGGCCACCCCCAUGGGUUCAUGUGUCUGUGCUGAGCAGCUGCUCCUUAAUGUUUGCGUCUUUAUAAUUUUGCCAUUUUCCUGGUGUAGAGUACAUUUGCUUUCCUUUCAAGAAAUGAAUUCUUUUUAAAUAUAAAUCUAGCAUAAUAUAUUGAUUUGUAGUUUAUAAUUGCAGCUACCUGAAUACAGUGAGCUCUCUUGUGCAUUUGUUUUUUGUAGCCACAGCUUGCAGUCAUUCAUGUAAAUAUUACUAGUUUACGUAUAGCUCUACUUGUAGGUGUUUUUAAGAAUUUGUAUUGAGACCAAGCUCAUGCUGUACAUUCUUUGUAGUGUUUUCUUGUCUCACUUAUGCCUUUUUAAUGUUGCUUCAGACAACUGUCCGUUCGUUUCCAUUUCUAUCCAUUCCAGAGAUUUGUACAUGUGCAUACAUUUCCUACAGUAUAAGGUUACUCUGAUCACUGCUUUUACAGUAGAACAGUGAAAUAAGGAUUGAUAUUUUAGAGAAAUUAGGUUUACAUAAUGCUCAUCUCUACCAGAGUGUGCAUUUAAAUCCUGCCUACAAGGGCUCUGUGUGGUCCCUCCCUGGAUGUAUUUCAGCAGUAUUUUUGAGCCAAAGAUAUGUUGAAAAUCUAAUCGGCCCUGUGGUUUGCUUUGUAUGGGCUUUCACCAUGAAAAGCCAUUUCUCCAAAGCCGCCUCUUUCAGGAAAACACAGAGAUAUUUUUUGUGCUUUUGAUAACAAUUUCACUAGUGAGUUUUGAAGGCUAACACUACUAUAUUUAGACUUAAGUGACUGAUUCACUUAUAGUUUAGUCAAAGCCACCAAGCAGACUGCUUUUAAUAGGAGGCUGCACACAGAGACAUCAUUAUUUAGUCUUCAUGAUCAGUGCAUAAAACUUUGGUUUUCAUCAUAAAGUAAUUUACAGUGGCCACCAGAAUGUAAAGUGGCAAAAGUGUACUUUUGCCAGAAUAGAAAGACUCAAACGUCAUGUAGACCAUCAUAUCAAGUGCAAGAGAAAUACAGCAUUUAUAAACUUAACUCACAUAACUGAAAAGUUAAAAGCUCCAUCUUGGAGCAGCUGGUAUAGUUAGGGGAGGAUUACUCCUUCAUUUACAGGGCUCCAAAUGAAUUAUGGGUACUGAAUUAGAUUUAUUUAUUUUUUUUUCCCAGGGCUUAUGAAGUUUGUUACUGUGUGAACAAACACUGCCUAUUAUUUUGGGUUACUGUCGACUCUGUUACUGUCAUAGACAAACAUGUUAAAACUAGAGCCCAACCGAUAUGACGUAAUUGCAGAUAACUUGGUAUGUCUGUUUUUGCCAAUAAAUGACAAUUAUCAUAA